Messenger RNA from Camellia sinensis, 1216 nucleotides. Its product is annotated as nicotinamidase 1. Gene Ontology annotation, molecular function: nicotinamidase activity. Gene Ontology annotation, biological process: pyridine nucleotide salvage. NCBI's taxonomy places the organism in Eukaryota, Viridiplantae, Streptophyta, Magnoliopsida, Ericales, Theaceae. The record is from RefSeq and is a predicted model, not a curated record.
CAAUGAACACUUUUGAAAAGAGUGAUGUGUUAAAAAAAGGGAAAAAUCUGAAGUCCCAAACGGGGCCUAUAUAAUCAGGAACAGGAAGAAGAAUGGUGAGGUCGCAGAAGAUUGAUUUGUUGAAGGAAGAGCUUCCGGUGGAGCAGGAAUCUUUGGUUGUGUCAGGAGACGUUAAAACUGGUCUGGUUAUCGUCGACGUCGUCAAUGGCUUCUGCACAGUCGGAGCUGGCAAUUUGGCUCCAACAGCGCCCGACAAACAAAUUUCUGGAAUGGUCGAUGAGACAUUGAGGCUUGCCACAGUGUUUUGUGAUAAUAAAUGGCCUGUUCUUGCUUUUCUAGAUUCUCAUCACCCUGAUAUCCCAGAGCAUCCCUAUCCUCCUCACUGUAUAGCAGGAACAGAUGAAUCAAAAUUGGUUCCUGCUCUGCAGUGGUUGGAACAUGAACCAAAUGUAACUCUUAGAUGCAAGGAUUGCAUUGACGGGUUUAUCGGUUCUAUUGAGAAAGAUGGUUCCAAUGUGUUUGUAGAUUGGGUGAAAACCAACCAGAUCAAAGUUAUAUUGGUUGUAGGGAUAUGCACGGACAUCUGCGUCCUAGAUUUUGUCUGUUCUGCUCUCUCUGCAAGGAAUCAUGGUUUUCUCACCCCUCUGGAGGAUGUGAUUGUUUAUUCUCGCGCUUGUGCUACUUUUGAUCUUCCAGUUCAUGUUGCCAGAAACAUCAAAGGCAUUGCUCAUCCACAGGAACUGAUGCAUCAUGUAGGCCUUUACAUGGCCAAGGGAAGGGGAGCCAAGGUGGUGUCACAAGUGUCAUUUUGAUGUGCAUGAGGAAACCAUGACCUUAAACUGGUGUCUGUCUGUUGAAUCUGCAAUUCAAACUCUAUCAAGUUUGGAGGGGAAGCUCUUCCACUAAUAGAUUAAUGCUUUUAUAUUAUUGUCAAUAUAUCAGUAUACUAUUUGUAGUUUUACAUGUGUUUGGGUUGGUUUGCUACUUACAAUAAUUACUUCGAAGUGGAUUUGAGAACGUAGUAACCUCUGUGAAAUAUGUUAAAAGUUGGUGUUUGUUGGUUCAGAAUUCCACAUCAAUGCUGUUUUAUUUACACACCAAUGAUGCUGGUUCGUGUCUGUCUGUAAGCAACAUAGCAUUUCGUCAUAGUUGCAACCAACAAUAAUAUAACAUAUACAUAUAUGUAAAUCCCCUCUCCGUGGAAUUAUUCUUUGCA